Messenger RNA from Ectocarpus siliculosus, 1241 nucleotides. The record is from the annotation of a GenBank genome assembly. Lineage: Eukaryota; Phaeophyceae; Ectocarpales; Ectocarpaceae.
AUGGCUCGCACUGCUUUCGCUGCUCUGGCCUUCGGCAUGCUCGGUGCCGCCAACGCCCUGGAGGUCGUCUCGCCCGCCGCCGGGAUCUCGGUGAUCGCUGACAGGACGUACACCGUUGAGUGGACCGGAACCAGCGACAGUCGCUUCGAAAUCGACCUCUACUACUGCGGCUCCUUCUGCAUGGAGGACGAGUGCGGUGACUGGGUGACGGCCCUUUGCCCGUACGGUGCGGAUGGCUGCCCCGACACUCAGGGUGACUACGACAUCGUUAUGCCCGAGCCCAUGGCCGGUACCUCCAGCGGUUACAAGGUCGUUGUAACUGACUCCAAUGACGAGUCCAGCAUGGGCUGCUCCGGCGACUUCACCCUGGUCGCGUCCACGGAUGCACCCGCGGCUGGCGAAGUGGGGUACAGUCUCACCGUCACUUCUCCCUCGGACGGCGACACCGCGAUGGCGGGCGGAGUGUACACCGUUGAGUGGGACUACGAGAACGGCUUGGGCUCCUCCACGGACCGUUUCGCGAUCGACCUUUACUCCUAUGGCACCGGCACCGGCGACUGCGGAACCUACGUGGCUACCCUCUGCGACAAGCCCAGCAUCGGCUGCCCCGACUCGCAGGGUGACUACGACGUGGAGAUCCCGUCGGACACCCCUGCCGGUAUGUACUCGGUCCGUGUUGGCGUCUUCUCGGACGACAUGAUGUUCGACUGCUCGGAAGGUUUCGAGAUCGUCAACGACAGGACGGACAUGUCGAUGCGCCUUUAAGGGAAUGCCCCGUUUCUCUGCUAGGUCCCCAUUGAAAGUAGCUGGAACGAGUGAAUUCUGUUUUUGCGUCAUUGAUAGAAAGAAAGAGACUUGAGAUUGUUGGUGGUGGAAGAGGAAUUCUUACAUAAGGCGGAGACAGGACAAAGUCGAGAAAAAAAGGCAUGUGUUGUUUAAUAGAUUUUCGUCAUUGUUAUUCGUUGUUUUGCCGACCUUUUUCUUCUCCAUUUCGUUCGUGUAGUUGCUUCUGGUGCUAUUUACCCGAUCAAUACAGCCUUGCCGGUCUUCUUGGUGUUGUGUUGGUAAUGUCGCUGCUGCGGUAUCGUUCCUCCUCGACUAGGAGAACUAGCGAGUGGCGACGAUAUGGACCGGGGGGGGGUGUCCAUGUGCGCCGUGGUGUAAUGGAAUCGUUGUCUUGUUUGGAGCCGCCUUCAUUCGAUAGGCGAGAAUAUUCAAUGUUUGGGUUCGCUCUGUUUGGG